AUGGUAAGACCGUCCACUAAAAGCGUUCGUUAUAGGGAAUACACACAAACAUUUCAGCCAACUAUAUUGCGCGGGGAAAACAUCGAAAACUCCAAAGCGAACUCCGCCAGACGAGCACCUCAGUGCAGAACGCCAGCGCUGAAAUUCCGUGCAAUAUGCCGGGGCGAUGUUAUAUGGGAUUCCUUCGUGCGAUGGAUGCCCGGGGCGGGGGAGGGGCGGCGGUACGUGGCGGGGGCGGGGGGGAGGGGACGGGUGGGGGGAGGCGGCAGGUCAACGACCGCGGCCCGAGACGGCCUGUCUCCAUUACACGACGUCACUCGACUGAAGAUGGAUUCGCCUCACGUCAUUAACUUCCAUAAAUACAACCUAGAUCCGAUACGAAUUUUCUUAAGUGACACAAAUAUUUCUGUAGUGGAAUCGGAAGACGGGACCCGUCAAAAUGAUAGCUUAGAAAUUCUUUCGGAA
Molecule: messenger RNA, 465 nt
Organism: Iphiclides podalirius (scarce swallowtail)
Lineage: Eukaryota; Metazoa; Arthropoda; Insecta; Lepidoptera; Papilionidae
Source: the annotation of a GenBank genome assembly